AGUCAAUAUCUCUCCUGAAGAACAAAUAUGGGAAAGAUUCCGUUUCUCACGCUAUUUACCUCUAUUCCAGAAAAUCUUUAGCUCCGGUGUAUGCUUGUGAUCGAUAGACCUAAUAAUGUUAUCACCACGUGUUUUAGGAAUUACUUUUUUUAUAUUUUCUUAUUAAAGCGGCAGUUAUUUGUCUGGAUCGUAGCUGAAUAUAGUCGAAGCUUUUAUAAAAUAUUAAAAGUUCUGGAUCUAUACUGAUAACUCGGUUUAUUUGUGGGAAGUAAUUUAUGUAACACAGCUUGUAUAUGUAACCAUAUAGUGCUUCGGAAAAUGGAAGUAUCAAAAUCGGAGCAUAAUCUUAAAUUACAUUUAAAAAUAAUUUAUACAUUUUUAGUAAUAAAUAUAAGUCUAUGUACUUUCUGUUUAUAUUUGUUGUUUAGUAGACAGACAGAAAUUAGCGAACAUAGUGGAAUAAAAACAGUUUCUGAUGGAAAAUAUAAUAUCACUGCUGAACUUUUACAACGAGAAAAACGUGGUACGCACAGUUCUUUUUCAAAAUUGAGUUAUGGCUUUUUACAACAAUGUGCAGCCUUGUCAAAUGCAUGCAAAAAACAAACAGCAACCUAUAAUCAACAAGAUAAUUACUAUGCAAGAUCAAAAAGAGCUCAAGUUCCGAGCGCACAGACAGGACCUCCAGGGCCACCAGGGCCACCGGGGCCACCAGGUCAACAAGGUGUAACAGGAUCAAAAGGUGAAAUGGGAUCUAGAGGACAGCAAGGAUUGCUUGGGUUUCCUGGAUUUAAAGGAGGCAGAGGUUUGAAAGGUGAUCAUGGUGAGAAAGGUGAAAUAGGACCAGUUGGACCGGGAGGUCUGAGAGGAGCCAGUGGCCCACCAGGUACUCCUGGACCAGCAGGAAUUGAAGGACCUCCUGGAAAAAGAGGACGAAAAGGGAAUGAUGGAUUACCUGGACCACAAGGACCACCCGGUUUAAAGGGGGCACAAGGUUAUUCCGGUCCCAAAGGUGAAAAGGGCGAAACUGGUGGAUAUGGUUUAUCAGGUGGAAACUGUACUUGUGACAGAGGGACGAAGGGAGAAAAAGGACAACGAGGGCAAUUAGGAUAUACCGGGUACAAAGGCGAUAAAGGUGAUGAUGGAUUAAAAGGAGAACCAGGAAACGGAUACCUGGGAUAUACUGGUACAAAUGGUCUUAUGGGACCGAGAGGUUUCAAAGGCAACAAGGGUGACAAAGGCGACUCAGUAGUUAUUUCCUCCGAAGAUAAUGGAAGUUUAAAAAGAAAUAGGAAAUUUCUCCCAGAAGCAAACACUGGCGAUCGAAAAGUUCCAUUAUCGCAGUACAAAGAUGCAACACACAAAAGUAAAGGCAAAGGUUUAGCAUCACGUGAUAUUGGAUCUAUUUCAUUAAUAGCUUUUGUACAAGUUUUACUUUUAUUUAUUGGACAUAGAUGACAGAGCAGUAUUAAAUAGUGUAAUGGACAAAAAUGAACAACAUAUUGAGAUUAAAAGUAUCGAUUACAUAAACAUAUCGGAAAAAUAUUCGACACAGUUCUAUAUUGAAAAAUAGAACCGUAUUGCUUAAAACAGCGGCAUGGAAUGUCAUCUCAUGAAUGAGAAAAUAGAAUGCAAUAACUUUACGUUAGAGACAUUUAUUGAUACCUUUUUGAUGAUCUAACAGACAAAUUCUCUGAUAUAUCAAAUAGUUAUGCCGGUGUCUGAAUAAUAAAACUGUCUGUUGUUGCUGCUGAUAUUAAAAAUAUAGAAAAGAUUUGAAGAGAACGUGGCCAGGAACACAUUAUCAUUAUGGAAAGGAAUUCCAAAGCGAACUGAUUUUUUUUAUUGUUUAUUGUAUGUCUAUUCAUUCAAAUUAUUUGUAAUGCCAGGAUUUGUAUAUUGUGACUAGGUUUAUGAUUAUCAUUAACCGCUAUGCCAAAGUAAAAAAAAAUGCAAACCAUUUAGACCAUUUCGUGACUUACCAUAUAAGUUACAUACAUAAGCAAACUGUAAACAAUAACGAAGUGUUCUGCAAACCAGAUUCCAAAGUCAUUCAAAUGACGAUUGCAUGUGUUUAAAAAGUGCAUGAAAGAUUUGUGAUAUAAUUGCAUUUAUUUUGUUAAUUGUAUAUAGAAAUUAUAGUUUAAGCUUUUUGUUUUAUUUCUUUUUUUAGAAAAUUGUUUAAAUAAAGCCAAUAAUUAAAGAUGAAUCUUG
Mytilus trossulus (common blue mussel) is the source of this 2211-nucleotide messenger RNA. RefSeq names its product otolin-1-A-like. Gene Ontology annotation, molecular function: extracellular matrix structural constituent conferring tensile strength. Gene Ontology annotation, biological process: extracellular matrix organization. NCBI's taxonomy places the organism in Eukaryota, Metazoa, Mollusca, Bivalvia, Mytilida, Mytilidae. The record is from RefSeq and is a predicted model, not a curated record. The transcript has 13 exons. Bases 319 to 1455 code for a protein of 378 amino acids.